Rana temporaria (common frog) is the source of this 3059-nucleotide messenger RNA. It is a transcript of the gene QRICH2, whose product is annotated as glutamine rich 2. The record is from RefSeq and is a predicted model, not a curated record. The transcript has 15 exons. Gene Ontology annotation, biological process: intracellular protein transport. Gene Ontology annotation, molecular function: small GTPase binding. Lineage: Eukaryota; Metazoa; Chordata; Amphibia; Anura; Ranidae.
AAAAUUGUACCGUGCGUUUCUUAGCAACAGGCAAAGCCAGUGUACAGCUGCUUAUUAUGUGAACAAUAGGAGUGUCUAGGUUCCUCUCAUAGCCUAUUGGCUUCAAACUGGUGAACCCGAUAGGACAGACUGUAGGAUGUCGGAGUCAGCAGGGCAUGGUCUUUGCACAGACUGUGUAGAGUGAAGCAGGUAUGAGAUAACAAGAUCUGAUCCCAAACUACAGCGCUCACUAGAGCUGGCAGAGCCUUGGCUGCUCACUCUUCAGAAUUUAAGGGCAUCUCUUUUGAUCACCACUACUCGUGUUUCAGAGGAGCUCUGGUUUCUGGCUUACAAAAACUGUGAUUUCAACCAGCGAAUGAGUUAUGGCAACAGUCAUCAGCCUUUCCGAUCUGGUAAAUGUAUCCAUUGGCACACCUGAAGUUGGGGCAGUUAAUUUUAAUGCCCUGCACACUCUUCUUCAUGCCAUAAUAAAGAAUUUAAACAUCCAAGAUAUAAAAGCAGAGAUCCCAGAGGAAGAGAACGGCCCAUACAAUCCCCCUAAAGGGCUGGUGAAGGCAGCAGGUGAAGAGGGGCAGAAUGACUGGGUGCCCAAUGGCAACCAUCGGGUGGAGAAAAAGAUUUUGAAAUUAGAGCAGCAGUUGCAGGCACUGAAUAGUUUGCCCACUGGACUGGACCUGAUGGGAAGAGCAAAAACACAGCAGGAUGGCAGUACACCAGUAGAAGAUAUGUGGAAUAUGAUCCAGAUGAAGAAGAGACUUGAGGCUAAUGAAGAUGGAGUAUGCCAGGCCAUGAAAGUGUUACAAGAUCUUCUUCAUGAGAUAAAUGCUCUUAAGGAUUCUCAACAAGAAGUGGAAAAUCAGCUACAGAAAGUCAUGGAGAGCAUACAGCAGGAUAAUGUGCGGGAGCUGGAACAGCGACUGGCCCUCAUGGAGAUAAAGACAGCUACAAAAGGAGAAGUGGACAAUUUACAGAUAGAACAUCAAUCUGUCCAAAAUAAAUUGAAAUCUCUGGAGGACAAGCUGGCAGAGUUUCCCACUCCAGAUGUGCUGAGCAAUAUGGUACAGUGGGAAACAUUGCAUGAGACUUUGGUGAGACGACCAGUGAAUGUGGAUGCACAACCUUCACAUAUUCUACCCAUUGGUGAGGACACUACACCCUCCAAAACAUCUUUGCUUGGAAAAAUGAUGUUACAGGUGCCAACCAGUUCAGCAUCCAUGUUUCAGGCUCAGGUUGAAGCUAAUCAAAUCGAUGAGGUCCCUAAAAAUGAAGGACCUAAACACAAUACUGUCCAAACUAAAAUAAAUCUGGCACAAGAACCCACUGGAAAGUCCUCUCUCUCUGCUUCUGAAACUCACAAAGAACUUAUUCAAGUGAAUGGUGAGGAAGGCGCAUCCAUAUCAUAUCAAGCAAAUGUGGCAAGCCAGAAACCUGAAGAUAAAUCCCAUGCCCACCCUGGGGGUCCUGCUUCUGAGCAAGCUUUGGCUACCCUUCCUUUUGUAAACCAGGAGCAUGUACACCCUCCAGGCUCUUCUGGAGAUGAUUUUUCUUCCCCCAAUAAUAUUAAUAUUGAUGGAACAACUCGAAUUCCUGGUCUACACACAACAGCACCGCUAAGGGUCCUAGAUGAUGGCAAUCGUUCUUCACCAGCUCCUUUUAGCUAUCCUGGUACUCCAAAUAAAGCAACACCCCCACAUACACCAUCAUCCUCCCAAGGCAGCACCGUAUCACAUCGCUAUGCAGAUACGGUGGAAGCACUUCGUAACAUUGGUGCUUUGUCUGAGGAACAUGCAUUGCUUCAAGCAAGGGUGGAGACACUGGAGAGAAUCAAAGCAGACAGAGCAGAACUCAGCAUGCUGCAAAGAUCUACAGCUGAACAUCUCAGAAACAUGUCUGACUUGCAGGAAAAGUUGAACUCCCUUUAUAGAGACAUGCAAGAAUUGAAGAGUAAUAGGGAAAAGGACAAGGAACUUCUCCAGGAUAAAGUGCUGCAGCUGCAAGAAGCGUUGGAGCAUCUGGACAAGACCUCAGGUUCCAUAUUCCAGGACCAGCAGGAGCAGCAGAGACACAUUGAUAUCAUUUAUCAGACUCUGGAGAAGCUGGAGGAGCAGAAGGCAGACAAGGACAAUACUGAGCUGAAGGUAGAGUUGGAUUGAAUCAUGAGUGCCUUAGAAGGUAAAGUGAGUCGCUCUCAGUUUGAUGCCACCACUGAGCAGCUAAACAGCAUGAUGCAGGAGCUGCUGGGCAAAGUAAGUGGGCAGGAGCAGGACUGGCAGAGAGUGCUGGAAAAGAUCAACUUAGAAAUGCAGAGCAAACUGGAUCGCAUGGAACUGGAUCCUCUAAAAAAAAAAUUGGAGGAACGCUGGAAGGAAAUCCGCCGACAGCUGCAGGAGAAACCACCCCAGUACGACUCUGAUGACGCAGCUGGUAUUCGCAAGCAACUAUUCCACUGCCUGUCAUGUGACCGCCCUAUAGACAUGAUGGUUCCUGGACCACCAAUACUAACAAUCCCCAACAUUCCAGGACUACCAUCUCAUCGCUCCUAUCGGCCUUUCACAGUUUACGAACUGGAUCAAAUUCGGCAGUGGAACCGCAAUGAUCGCAUUCCUGACAUCACUGAUCUUGGAUAUACACCCAAUAACCGAAGCUGUGGGGGGAGCCACACACUGACUUUCCCAAAUCGGCGUUAUGCCAGGAUGCAGGGUAUCGCCCCAUGUUCUUUUCAAGAAGAAGAUCUGAUAGCAGUUGGUAUAAAGGACGAGACUGAUGUUAUGGGAUCUGAUGGGCAAGUUUAUCAUGGGAGGAUGGACACCAGCUUACCAGCUAUACAUGCCAAAGAUGGAAAGCCUAAACGUGGGAAACACCUUCAAGGAUCACAAAAAUCGCUUCUUAUGAACGAUGUCAGUGUACCACCCACCCGCCCGCAGAGUGCCAAGUCCAUUGUUUCAUUAAGAAAACUAGUAUUAGAUGCCCAGAUACCUAGCCUCACAUGAAACCCAACUUUUUCUAGCCAGCACAGGGUAUCACGUUGUUUAUAGUAAAGUUAAUUUAUUGCACAAUUA